UGGAGGAAGAGAGAUCGUGUCGCGCAGACGAAAGCAUCCUUACUGCGACUGGAGGCUGUGGUUGCUUGGUAAAGAGAGAGAAAAUCUCGUAAUAGUAUAAAAGGCCAUUAUUGACGCAGCGCGCGGUACCAGCAGCGUCACCGGAGGAAGCAGAGAAACGCGAGCACGUCCUCAUUCAAAGCUGUUAUACGAAGAUAAAAAUAAGUGUCUGGUCUGGGUGUGGUUGUGGUUGGAGGAUGAGGAUUCUGUUGUGUCUGCUGUCUCUCAGCUUUCUGGCUCUGAGCAACGCAUUGGGUGGGGAUGUGUGUGUGUCGGGUCAUGACAGUGGGCCGGUGUUUGAAGAGCAGCCAUCUAGUCUGAUUUACCCAGAGGGGAUGCCAGAAGGCAAGGUGACCCUGAGCUGCCAGGCUCGCUCCAGCCCUGCUGCUGUUUACCGGUGGCGUGUGAAUGGCACUGACAUAUCAUUUGCUGAAGAGUCGCACUACACACAGGUUGCAGGAAACCUUGUGAUCAACAACCCUCAGAAUGGGCGAGAUGGCGGCUCGUACCAGUGUCUCGCAAUCAACCGAUGCGGCACCAUUGUUAGCCGCGUCGCUAAUCUCAAGUUCGGCUACCUGCAUGAUUUUCCCCCUGAGAGCAGAAGUCCUCAGACGGUCCAUGAAGGAAUGGGAACAUUUCUUGCCUGCCAGCCACCAGCUCAUUACCCAGCUUUGUCCUACCGCUGGUUUAUCAACGAGUUCCCUAACUUCAUCCAGCCAGAAGCGGGCAGGUGGUUUGUUUCUCAGGUCACUGGUAACUUGUAUCUUGCUAACGCGAGAGCCAAUGACACGGGCAACUAUUUCUGCUUCACCACCAUCAACAUGGAUGUCAGCACCAAGAGCAUCUUCAGCAAAGCUGUCCAGCUCACAGUUCACCCUGAUGCAAGCCCAAGGAAAACUGCUCCAAAUAUCCGAGUGCGUUUUCCCGCUGAGACAUACGCUUUAUCAGGGCAAACCGCACAGCUGGAAUGCUUUGCCUAUGGCAAUCCGAUUCCUAAAAUCCGCUGGAGGAAGGUGGAUGGAAUUUUACCCCCUAAGGUUGGAACAAGUGUGGAUGGGCCCAUCUUGAUUAUUCCUGAACUGAAUUUCGAUGACGAGGGCAUGUAUGAGUGUGAGGUUUACAACUCAGAAGGCCGUGAGACGCAUCAGGGACGUGUUUCUGUGCAAGCUCAGCCGGACUGGCUUCAGGUCAUGAGUGACUCUGAGGUGGAAAUCAGUUCAGAGCUGCAGUGGAGCUGUGCUGCAGCGGGCAAACCCAGACCCACCAUUCGCUGGCUCCGUAACGGACACGCCCUCAUUACACAGGAUCGUGUUGAAGUGAAUAACGGCCGGCUGAAAAUCGCUAAUCUUGCCCUGGAGGAUUCUGGGAUGUAUCAGUGUGUGGCUGAAAACAAACACAGCACCAUUUACUCGAACGCUGAGCUCAGAGUUCAAGUCCAGGCUCCAGACUUCAGGCUGAAUCCAGUACGGAAGCUGGUUCCUGCUGCCCGUGGUGGACAGGUCAAAAUGGAGUGUAAACCUCGGGCAGCUCCCAAACCCACUCUCUUCUGGAGCCGCGGCACAGAGUUACUGACUAAUAGUACAAGGAUAACCGUGACUCCGGAUGGGAUUUUGUGGAUCUACAAUAUCAGUCGUGCUGAUGAAGGAAAGUACACCUGCUUUGCAGAAAAUUACCUUGGCAAAGCCAACAGCACUGGACACCUGUCUGUCAGAGAUGCCACAAAAAUCACACUAGCGCCCUCUAAUGCUGAUAUCAAUCAGGGUGAAAAUGCCACUUUGCAGUGCCAUGCAUCACAUGACCCUACCAUGGACCUCACCUUCACCUGGUCACUCAACGGAGUUCCGCUGGACCUAGAGGAACCAAAUGGACACUAUCGGCGAAUGGAGGGGAAAGAGACGAUCGGUGACCUGGUGAUAGUAAAUGGACAGCUCAGUCAUGCUGGCACAUACACCUGUACAGCCCAGACGGUGGUGGACAGCGCCAUGGCCUCGGCCAAGCUGGUGGUGAGAGGCCCACCAGGCCCUCCUGGAGGUUUAGUGGUGACUAGUGUGAACGACACAUCGGUUGAGUUGAGAUGGAGCCGUGGGUAUGAUAACCACAGUCCCAUUGGCAAGUAUGUCAUCUUGGGCCGCUCGUCACAGACUCAUGACUGGAAGAGGAUGAGGACAGACCCUGCAAACAUAGAAGGAAAUGCUGAAUCUGCACGUGUGAUAGAUCUUCGGCCCUGGAUGGAUUAUGAGUUCCAGGUCAUUGCCAGCAACAUCUUGGGCAGCGGAGAACCAAGCAUGCCUUCCCCGCGUGCACAAACCAAAGAAGCAGCACCAACUGUGGCUCCCAGUGGACUCGGUGGAGGUGGAGGAAACCGUAAUGAACUUAUUAUUACAUGGACUCCCAUGGCCAGAGAGUAUCAGAAUGGAGACAGUUUUGGUUAUAUCCUGGCAUUCAGAAAGCAAGGCAUACCAACAUGGACGGUGGUGAAGGUGCCAAAUGUGGAGUCAUCUCGAUAUGUGUACAGCAAUGACAGUCUGACAGCAUACUGCCCGUUCGAGGUCCGAAUCAAGGCCUACAACAAGAAAGGAGAAGGGCCCUUCAGCCAGAUUGCUGUAGUACACUCUGCGGAGGAGGAACCUACAGUUUCUCCUCGACGGAUUAAUGCCACUGCUUUGACUGCAUUUGAGAUUCAAGUGUCCUGGGAGCCCAUUCAACACCUCAACAUUAAUGGAGUUCUUCGAGGUUACGAG
This is a messenger RNA of Danio rerio (zebrafish), 2780 nucleotides long. RefSeq names its product contactin 2 (gene cntn2). The record is from RefSeq and is marked provisional. NCBI's taxonomy places the organism in Eukaryota, Metazoa, Chordata, Actinopteri, Cypriniformes, Danionidae. Gene Ontology annotation, cellular component: plasma membrane.